AUGGCGGCGGUUUUGGAGCUGGUGCUGGCCGGGGAGGUGACGGCCGAGGCGGCCGUGCGCUGGCUGGUCGCCCACCGCCGGGAGCCCCCUCAGGAUGCCCCCCAGGAGGCCAGCCCGCUUGACCCGCUGCGCCCACUGCGUAGGGAGUUCGUGCCCUUCCUGCUCAACUUCCUGCGGGACCAGAGCAGCCGCAUCCUGCCGCCUCAGGGACCCCCGACCCCGGCCAAGACCCCCGCCCCUGCCGUCAUCCCCGCCACCCCACCGCCCCGCCGCGGGGGCCGCAGGCGGGGGCCGGGUGCGCCGCAUGGGGCGGGCAGCCCGGGACCCCCGCCCGCCCAGGCCCCCAACCUCGACAACCUGGACGAGUUCCCGCCCAUGGGCUCAGCGCCCCCCGUGACCCCGGGGACGAAACCGUCCCGCCGGAUCAAUCCUACCCGAGUGAGUGUGGAGCGACCGCUCUCCAAGCCCAAGACCUGCUUCACGUCACCCCCGAUCAGCCAGAGCCCCAGGCUCACGCCUCCCACUCCGGACCCUCGCGCCUGGGGGCCUGGCUUCUCUCCAGGCUGCAGCAGCUUAGAGGAGGAGCGGGAGAUGCUCAGGAAGGAGCGGUCUAAGCAACUGCAGCAGUCGCCCUCCCCUGCAGGCCCCGUGCUGGAACCUGGUCCUUCUGCCCCCAGCUGGAACGGGGGCAUCCCGGAAGAGCCAGCUGACCCCACCAGGGUUUCCGGCCGGCAGCAGCUGGAAUUGGUAGCCCUGGUCUACUCGUCCUGCAUUGCUGAGAACCUGGUUCCCAGCCUGUUCUUGGAGCUGUUCUUCGUCCUGCAGCUACUUACCGCCCGAGGGACGGUGGAUGUCGAAGAGGACAGACUCGAUUCCAGCCCUGGGGUUCUAGGUGCUCUGGAGGGGCCACUCUUCCGGAGCAUCCACGACUGCGUGUUCUUUGCCGUUCAGGUUCUGGAGCACCAGUUCCGGGUCCUUUCCUACCUGGACAAAGGGACGUUGAAGCUGCUGGCUGAGAACGAGCGGCUUCUCCGCUUCUCCCCAGCUCUGCAGGGCCGACUUCGGGCUGCUUUUGAGGACAGCACCGCCAAGGUGUCCCUGCUGAUGCCACCCUCCGCCCACGCCGUCUCCUUUCAGCCGGAAACUGACAACCGAGCCAACUUCCCUAAUGAUCGGGCUUUCCAUACUUUCAAGAAGCAGAGGGAUGUGUUUUAUGAGGUGCUUCGGGAGUGGGAGGACCGGCAUAAGGAACCUGGCUGGGAUUUUGAGAGAGGCCUGGGCAGCAGGAUCAGGACCAUGAUGGUUCAACUCUCUGCCGCUUCCGGCCACAGCCACUUUGCUCGGCUCUUCCAGAAGCAGCUCCUGCAGAUGUGCCAGUGCCCAGGAGGGUCUGGGGGAACCGCCUGGGGCAAGGCACCCGAUCCCGAUGUGCUGAGCGUAUUGGGAGCCGACAAGCUGGGGCGAUUGCGUCAACUGCAGGAGCGCCUGGUGGCCCCACAGAGUGGGGGAGGGCCCUGCCCGCCUCCCACCUUCCCUGGAUGCCAAGCCUUUUUCCGGGACUUCAUCCUGAGCGCCAGCAACUUUCAGUUUAACCAGCACCUUGUGGACAGCCUGAGCCUGCAAAUCCGAGAACUGAACGACCUGACCCUUCCCCACCACGGGCCCACCGAGGAAGGGGAAGCAGACGUGGAUCGGCAGGAUGAGCGGAGGCAGUUUGCCGCAGUGCUCCUGAGUUUGCGGCUCCUGGCCAAAUUCCUGGGCUUCGUGGUGUUCUUGCCCUACCGGGGUCCCGAACCGCCCCCUACCCGUGAGGUGCAGGAUUCAGCUCUGGCCCUCAGGAGCCAGACGCCACCAGCUCUGGAUGUGCUGACGUUGCUACGGCAGGGACUGCAGACCCGCCGCGCGGUGCUGACAGUUCCCUGGUUGGCCGAGUUCCUUUCCCUGGCUGACCAUAUUGCCCCCCUGCUGGAAUAUUACCGGACCGUCUUUGUCCUCCUGCUGCAGUUGCACCGGCGCCUCAUCCUGACAGACGAGGCCACCGGGGAGAUGAGCGUCCUGAACAAGUUGCUACUCCUCGCCGUGCUGGGCUGGCUUUUCCAGGUUCCCACGGUGCCAGAGGACUUGUUCUUCCUGGAGGAGGCCAAACCCCAGGCUGGGGAGUUGGACUCAUUGCCCUCGGCACAAGGGCUGGACACGAUGCCGGUAGUCGAUCAGCAGCUUCUCUACACUUGCUGCCCUUUCCUUGGGGAGCUCCGGAAGCUGCUGGCCUCCUGGGUGUCGGGCAGCAGCGGGCGCAGCAAUGGCUUCAUGAGAAAGAUCACCCCCACCACGGCUGAAAAUCUGGGUUCUCUGCGCCCCCAGACCUACCAGGGAGUGCAGGCUGAGCUGGCCCAGGCUUUCUUCCACAACCAGCCGCCCUCCCUGCGGAGGACCGUGGAGUUCGUGGCCGAGAGAGUCGGAUCCAAUUGUGUCAAGCACAUCAAGGCCACACUGGUGGCAGAGUUGGUGAGACGGGCAGAAUCGCUGCUGCGGGAGCAGAUACAGGAGGCGGAAGAUUCGGCGCAGCUGCUGGAAGUCGUGUGUGGCCAGCUCUGCCCCGAGGGGAUGCAAGCUCUGGCCCUGGGACGCAAGUUCUGUCUGCAGAAGGGCCCUCAGGCCAUUCGGGUGUUGCUCCCGGAGGAGACCUCUGCAGCCGUCUUACACAGCGCAGAGGACAUUGCAGUGGAGUUGGCAACAGAGAAGGCCUGCGCCUGGCUGUCGGCCAACAUCACAGCACUGAUCCGCAGGGAGGUAAAGGCCGCCGUCGGCCGGAUGCUGAGAGCCCAGAGCCAAACCACUGCCACCCAGAGAGAGCAGGGGGGCUGCUCCUGCGCUUGUGAGAACCAGGCUCCCCUCCCCUCCCACCUCAUCUCCGAGAUCAAAGAUGUGCUCUCUCUGGCCGUAGGACCCCGCGAUCCAGGGGAAGAGAUUUCCUUCGAUCAUCUGGAAGGACUCCUAGGACAGCUGAGCCAGACUCUGCAGUGCCGCCAGUUCCUCUGCCCGACCUCUGAGCAACAGCUGGCCAGGUGUUCUGUGGAGUUGGCCUCAUUCCUCGUUGCUUUCCGAAUCCCAACCCGGCCGAGAAUGGAUGUGGGAGCAUCCCGGGGACUUCUGCAGAAGCUGCUUUUCAUCUGGAACAAGGAUUUCCAGGUGCCCGUCCCCUUACAGUCGCUGCUCAGCUCAAGAAGUGUAGGGCUCCUCGUGGAGGCCCAGCCCCGACAGUGGGACUUGCUUCUGUUCCUGCUGCGAGAGCUGGUAGAACAAGGCCUGAUGGGGAGGAAAGAAGUAGAGAUCUUCCUGAGCGACCUCCACAAGGCCUCCUGGCCUCGGGACUUCUCCGAGGAGCUGGCCAAGCUGUGCUGCCUGUUUCUGGCCGAGCCUCCCGCCCUGGGACCCCGGCUGAGGCCCUGUGAACUGGUGGCGGCUCCUCAUGGGACGGUGCUGGCCCAGAGUUAGAGCCAAGUGGCCGGCUCUGGCCUGAGCCCGUUUCCUGAGCUCUGAGCCUCCGAAGGAGCCGGGAGACCGGCGCCGCUGCAGGAGGAAGGAGCGUCCACGCUCCAAAUCGCAAGCCGUGCAAUAGAGUGGAUCCGUUUCGAGACGGAGUCAGCCAGGACGCGUCGCCAUCCGCCAAGGGAAGGGACGGAGCUGCUUUUAUGCCCGUGGCUCCUUUUUUUUAACGGGAGUGUGAGGGGGGAGGGGGGACUUCAAGUGGUGACCUUGUGUUGGGCCCGUGAUUUGGAGAGGACCAACCUGCUGCCCUCCAGGGUCACCCAUGGAUUUCGUGUUUUUAGGAAAUGGGAAGACAAUCGUCUUCCGGCUCAUUUUUAAUGGAGAAUGGAGAGGGCUAAAUCCAGUGUGCUGGGAGUCCGGAUUUCCUCCCAGCUGGGACUGGGCCAGUUUGCUCCUGGCACAGGGGGAGCCCAUGCCUCCCUACCCUGCCAACCAGUUGCAAGGAGGUCGAGAGGUGCCAAUAUCCCUCCCCGGAGCCAAAGCCAGAGCCGUCCUGGCCCACAGGAGGGUCAGGUUUAUGCCCUGGAACUCUGAAGAGGAGCAUUCUGGAUUGGAUGGGGCCGUGGGAACUUUUUUAAAAAAAUAAAAUACCUCUUUCUGUUUGCCAAGGACCCGCCGUGUAGGAUCGUUGCUUCCGGGGCCUCCCCUUUGCCAAGCAGAGGUCUCCUCAAAGCCUGGUUGAGGAAUGGCACCUUUCUCAGCUCCUGACCUGGCAUGCUGCCCGCUUUAUCCUUGCCCUUUGUGGAGGAGAAUCUUGGAGCAGGAAACACCCCACUUCCUGGGCCCAGCCUCUGAGCAGGAGAGAAUCUGUUACUCUUAUGUCCGGCGUCUUGCUCUGGUUGUCUUUUCGCAUGGGGAUCCGAAGGAGGUUCCUUGCUUGGCCUGAGGUUGCUCGAAGGAGAAAGGGGGGUCUUUUGGGGCCCGGGGAGAGGGUUACAUAGCCAUGGUGUCGGUCUCUUCGACUCCCAGCCUCGUUUCUUGAUUCUGUCUGCCUCCUCCUACUCUCCGAACCCAGGGCAAGUAUAUUGUUCUUUCAGGGAGAGCAGCCUAAAGACAGAGGGAAAGGUUCCAACCCCGGACUUCUCAGGUGAGAAGGAAGAGGAGCUAGAGGGCAGGUUGUGGAAGAGGGGUGAGCCCCCGGGCCGUGGGAGAAUGAAGUCAGGAGCUUGGGCUGGAUCUACAAGGGAGAAUGGACGAUUUACUUAUGGCAGGUAAGCCACUGGGCGGGCCUGAGUUCAUGGUGAGCGGCAGGCCAAAAUAUUUCUUUUUAGCACAGGAGCGAGUGGGCCCCAAGCCAGCGUUGACGGCGGAGGCCAGCCCUGCUUGGCUCUGGAAGGGAAGUCUGCCGAGACGGGGACACCCCGUUGGGAAACGCCUCCGGCUCAGCCCCGGGCGGGCUCAGGAACCAAGCGUGAGCAUCCCCUUCCCAUCCCACUGGCAAUCCCCAUAAAGGAAGAAUCUGCGGCGCUGGGGAGAAAAGGCCCUGAUUGAAGAGUUUUACUACCAAUUGGGAUUGCAUAUCUUUUUAUUACAAAUGUAUCCAAAAAUAGUCUAAAAUAAAUUUUUUUUUUUAACUCCUUUGGUCGGUAAUAAAUAAUAACCAGGCACCCAAAACUGCAAAAACUUGUAGAAAAAUCACAUUUUUGACGUUUUGUCCAGUACAAAGUAGGCCUGGAGCCCUAGGGUAUAGGCAGAGCGUGAGGUACCUGGGCCGAACAGGAGACCAGAGUCUUCUCACUGCCCCUCUGCUGACCUGCCCCGUGUCCUGGGAAUAAGGCUGAGGCUGCAGUGGAAAAUAAUC
Molecule: messenger RNA, 5350 nt
Organism: Tachyglossus aculeatus (Australian echidna)
Lineage: Eukaryota; Metazoa; Chordata; Mammalia; Monotremata; Tachyglossidae
Gene: CDAN1
Product: codanin 1
Exons: 28
Coding region: 1-3495 (1164 amino acids)
Biological process (GO): chromatin organization
Cellular component (GO): nucleus
Source: RefSeq, a predicted model, not a curated record